AUGAAUACCACCAAAUCUCCUAUCCAUUCGGUUACUUCUCAUGGCAUUGCAGCCAUUAGAUCUCGAGCUGGGGAUCACUUGAACCAAAUUGUUUCCAACAGGUCUGAAAUUCGUAUUAUAAACCAAGAUGAAGCUGUCGACGAAGGUGAUCUUUUAGCACAAAUAGGCUAUAAACAAGAAUUGAAUAGAUCAUAUAAUUCUUUACAGGUCUUCGGGAUAGCAUUUUCAAUAAUGGGCUUAUUACCUUCUAUUGCAUCUACUUUAGCUACCGGCUUGGAGGCAGGUCCAGUUGGUUUAACAUGGGGUUGGUUGAUAAGUGGGUUAUUUAUUUUGUGUAUUGGGACCCUGAUGUCUAUCUUAAGUUCACUGAUUCCAACGUCUGGUGGGUUGUAUUAUUGGACGAAUUACUACGCACCAGAUCUGAUUAGAACUCCAUUAAGUUUCAUGAUUGGCUGUUCAAAUUCUUUAGCGUUGUGCGGAGGGAUAUGUCUGAUCAACUACGGGUUUGCAACGGAGUUGCUUUCGGCUAUUUAUAUUAAUCGAGAUGGAAAUUUUGACAUUACGAAUGCCAGAAUAUAUGGAGUCUUUGCAGCUUGCGUUGUAUCUCAUGUUAUAGUCUGUUGUACAACUACGAAACACACUGCGUCAUUGCAGACAUUUUCUAUUUGUAUAAAUGUUUUCAUCAUCGUUUUAUUUUUUAUUGCAAUUCCUGUUGGGGUGUCAAAGAACUACGAAUUCAAUAGCGCUAAUUUCAUUUUUACAGAAAUAGAUAACUUCAGAACAUGGGAUCAAGGUUGGUCUUUCAUGCUUUCAUGGAUGCCAGCUAUUUGGACAAUCGGUGCUUACGAUUCAUGUUUGCAUUUAUCUGAAGAGGCUCUCAAUCCAAGGAAAUCAGUUCCUAUUGGCAUUUUAAGUUCCAUUUUUGUUUGCUGGAUAGUUGGUUGGAUAAUUUGUAUUGUUGCUUGCGUUGCAAUUAAAGAUGGAGAUGUAGGAGCAGUAUUAGAAAGCUCAACUGGCCUGGCAAUGGCUCAGAUUAUUUAUGAUGCAUUAGGGAAGAGUUGGGCAGUCGCAUUUAUGUCUUUAAUUGCGUUUGCACAAUACCUCAUGGGUGCUUCGAUUUUAAUAGCUGCUUCAAGGCAAGUAUGGGCAUUUGCUAGAGAUGAUGGGUUACCGUUUUUCCAUAACUUUGUUAAGGUCAUAAACCCCAAAAUAAAAGUUCCAGUCAGAGCAACAAUAUUCAGUGGAUGCUUAUCGUUGAUUUUAGGUUUGCUUAUCUUAAUUGAUACCACGGCUGCAAACGCACUCUUCUCCUUAGCCGUGGCUGGAAAUUAUUUAGCUUGGGGAAUGCCUGUUUUAUUGGUGCUAUUGCCUGUAGGCCGCUCAAGAUUCACUCCUGGUCCUUUCUAUUUAGGAAAAUUCUGGACAGAGAUAAUUCAUAUCACCACCGUUUCUUGGACCGGAUACGUUAUAAUAAUGUGUAUGUUCCCGGAUAAUAAGUCAGUUUCAAGUGAAACUAUGAAUUAUACUUGCGUUAUAAAUGCUGGGAUUUGGCUUCUUUCGCUCGUCUAUUACUUCACCUACGGUUAUAAGAAAUUCUCAGGCCCCAAGACUAAUCUCGAUGAAGACAAAGAUGAUUCAUUUGCUGACGUUACAGUAAUUCAAAACGUGGAUGAAGUUCUUAGUAAAAAAGCUUAA
This is a messenger RNA of Debaryomyces hansenii CBS767, 1695 nucleotides long. RefSeq names its product DEHA2G22330p. The coding region runs from base 1 to 1695 and encodes 564 amino acids. The transcript is spliced from 2 exons. The record is from RefSeq and is a predicted model, not a curated record. Gene Ontology annotation, molecular function: transmembrane transporter activity. NCBI's taxonomy places the organism in Eukaryota, Fungi, Ascomycota, Pichiomycetes, Serinales, Debaryomycetaceae. Gene Ontology annotation, biological process: transmembrane transport. Gene Ontology annotation, cellular component: membrane.